GUAACCUAUCAAACAUUCAGUAUGUAUAGAGAAUGAAUGAUUACAGCUUUGAUGGUGGGGAAAUGCAUGUGCCUCAAGAAGGAGUAUCAUAUCAUUCAGUUUUUAGUUAGGUGUCAAUACUGAGGUUGUCAAGGAGUGCUAGAGGAACUCUAGGAAGAUUUUGUAUCCUUUACAUAUAAGCAGAUCCGGUGGGGUGAGGCUUUAAAAAGUCUAAGGCUACAAUUUCCAGGUCAGUAUAUUGACAAGGGUUAAGGGAAGGCAUUGAAUUUUUGCUGCACCCACCCUUGUUCACAGUGGUCUGUGGCCUCUGUCACUUCCAUUACAGUUCUUGGUUAUAGUGAGAAGCUGCAGGAUGCUUAAGUACUCUCUGUGGGCUGCUGUUUUGUUCAGCUUUCAAACCAUAAAGAAGUGUGAAAAUUAGGUCACACCUCAUGAAAUUUAAAUAACAAAACACUCUACCUAGUUUAAUAAUACCCUAGUUAUCCCACUGCUACAUUUCAUUGUGCCUAUAAAUGGAAAUUAUUAUUUUUGGUUUAGUAUCACAACUUGAGAUGAAUUUCUGCCCAUCCUCAUAUCUGGCCAUUGUGGGGGAACUGACAUGUUUUAUUUAUUCUUGUUCCUCAGAAUGAAUUGGGAUGAUGAAUAUUCUCAUAGUUCUUUUGACCUACAUUGUUUGUUAAAUUCAUUUCCUGGAGACUUGGAGUUUGAGCAGAUCUUCAGUGACAUUGAUGAAAAGAUUGAACAAAAUGCUGCAAGCAUAGAACAUUGCAUUAAAGAGAUACAGUCCAAAAUUAACAAACAAUGUCCAGGUGUGCAACUGCAAACACCAGCUGACUGCUUUGAAUGGCUAACUCACUAUAAUUGCAGUACAUCCAAGUCAUCUUUCAUUUCACAUGGAGAUUUGACAAAAUUCCUCAAAACACUGGAAAAUUUGUUGAAGAAUGAACAAAAUCAAGAAGAAAUGAUAUUGGAUUUACUUUGGGACCUCUCCUGCCACAGCAGCGUUUCAUUCCCAUCGACUCUAAGUGGAACAUCUUUCCAUUUCCUCUCUAGGACAUCUCUUCAUUCUGUUGAAGAUAAUUCCUCUAUGGAUGUCAAGUCUAUAUGGGAUGAUAUAAGACUGCAUCUUCGACGCUUCUUAGUGAGCAAAUUACAAAGCCAUAAUGAAAUAAACAAUUCACAGCAAAAAAUUUUAUUGAAAAAGCAGUGCUUACAACAAUUCUUGUUUCUUUACCCAGAAUCCGAAGUUAUAAUCAAAUACCAAAACAUACAGAAAAAACUGUUGGCUAAUCUUCUGCAGAACUGCGUUCCCUCUUACAACAGAGAUUCAAAUUUAGAUAUAAUAGUUCAUGGAUAUCAAAGUAUAAUGCUUAAGUUAUACUCAAUAAUAAAAGAGGAUUUUAACACACUAUGUGAAAUUUUAGCUCCGUCCUCAACAGUGAACUUCAUUAAAGAAACUUACCUGGAUACUGUUACAGAAGAAAUGGCAAAAUUUCUUGAAAAUUUUUGUGAGCUGCAGUACAGAGAAAAUGCUGUCCGUGUGGUUAAAACAAGCAAGAGCUCCAGCAAGCAUAGAAGAGCAGUGCAUGCUUUGGUUACCCCUGAAUGCCCACAAAAAGGAAGAAAGUUCUCUCUCCCCUUAGACAAAGUUGAAUUCUUAUCAGAGCUCAUAAAAUCCUUUAUGAAACUGGAAAAAUGUGUUCAAGAAUUGUUUGAAGAACUACUUUUAUCACUCAAGAUACCCAGGAAGUGUUCAGGAAUUUGGGAGAAAUCCAAUAGAGAAGUUGUAAUAGAAAAACCCAGAGCAAACAAAACUAAUAUUUCUUCAGAGGAAUUGCUACCAGGAAAAGAGGCUACUUUACUAGAUUUUGACUGGAGAAGUACAUUUAAAGAAGUGUCUCUUCCCAUGGCACGCUGCAUAAUAACUGCAAUUGAAAGUUUUUCUGAAAAAAUUCUCCAACAGGAACAAAAUGAAAGGUCUUCAGCUGUGAGUUAUACUAUGAACCUUGUAAAUGUCCAGCAAGUUUGGCAAGACAGCCAUAUGUUUCCUGAGGAGGAACGACCAAAGAAAAUUGGAAAAUUUUGUUCUGACAUCACAGAAAAACUUGACACAAUGCUCCCACUGGCUCUGGCAUGCAGAGAUGAUUCUUUUCAGGAAAUUAGAGCAAACUUGAUGGAAACCUGUUGUAAAGUGGCAACAGCUGUCCUGCAGAGACUGCAAGAGAGAGCCAAGGAGGUUCCUUCCAAAGCUCCCCUGAAAAACUUGCACACACUCCUCUCCACAACGGUGUAUGUCUUCCAGUACUUCAAGCAAUAUGAUAAUUUGAUGAAGGAAAUUACUAAAAAACCCAUAUUCCUGGUGCCUGUCCAACGAUAUCAGGAAUUCAUCAACACUCUACAGUUUCAGGUUACGAACUACUGCGUCAGAGUUUGUGCUACAAGCAUUUUACAGGAUGCUGAGAGCCACCACUGGGACGACUACAAAGCUUUUUAUGAGGGGGAAAGAUGUUCGUUCUCGAUCCAGAUGUGGCAUUAUUUCUGCUGGGCUCUUCAUCAUGAUCUCUGGACCAUUCUGCCUCCUAAGUUAGCCCGGGAGAUUCUAGCAGAAGUGCUGGAGAAAUCUUUGGGUCUACUUGCCUCCAGAUAUGCCCGUGCUCACCCCAGCCGUAAGAGAACCCCACAGUUAAGACUUGAUGUCACAACAAUUUUAAUAUGCACUGAGAACAUGUUAUGGUCAGUUUGUACAUCUGUACAAAAACUUUUGAAUCCUCAUGAGCAUACAGAUAAUACAAUUUUUAAAAUUCAUACCCAUUGUAAUAAUCUGUUUACAACAUUAGUCAUUUUGACUUCACCAUUAACAGAAUUAUAUAAGACUUUUCAGCAUGGCCUGGAUGAGUCUGCUUCAGAUUCCUUAAAAUCAUUUUUUAAGCAACCAUUAUACUGGGUUUCUUGCAUAUCACAUUUCUACCCUUCUUUACUCAGGACUCCAUCAGCUGGAGGACUGAAAGCCGAGGGUCAAUUGAAACUGCUCUUAUCCCAGCCAGGUUGUAAUUGGAACUUGCUUCUGGAAACCCUACUGCAUCAUGAUGGACUUUUGCUGAGAAUCUUGCUAAAAAGCUCAAAACGUACCUUUCAAGAACAAGUUUCUGACACAGAAAAUAACCUGAACCAAGAAGCCAGCUUGGUAGAAGCCAUCUUUAAAGUAUUGUACCAUUGCAGUUUUUCUCCACAAACAUUUGGAAAUGUUUUUGUGAGCUACAUGGAAGAAGAACAGUUGUGGGACUUUUUGUAUAACAUCCCAGUCUCAACAUGCGUGGAGUACGAGCUAGAGGUCAUACGAUGCUUGAGAUUGGCACUGACCGAUGCCGUCAAGGACAUUGUACAGCAGAUAGUAUCUGUGAUGAGCUCUAGAAGAAACUGUGAGACAAACCUAAAUAAGCACAGUGUUCCUGAUUGUUUGCUUGAGAGCAUGCCAAAAGAAUGGAAUUAUAGUCCAAAGGAAACUAUAAGGAAAGAAUCAAACAAAAGCUUCACAAGGCUUGCUGCUCAGGCAGUAUCUAUUGUAAUCAGCAAGUUACCUACGGUGAUUGCAUGUUUGUCUCCCCCAAUUAAAUACUUCUUUUUUCUGUCUGAGAGAAAAAUGUCAAAAAACUUUGUUGAAUUGAAGAAAGCUGGCCUGCUUGUCUGGAACUUGAUUGUAAUUAUAUGUCGGAUAUUUGAGGACGGAAACACUGUGGAACUUUUAACAGGUGCCUCCCUUGACAGAUGGAGUAAAGAAAAACUGGGUUUAAUUUGUAUGUGUUUGGAAAGCAUCAUGGGAGACCAGAGAAGUAUCCCUAAUCAAAUGAUCCAAAAGGUCAUACAGAGCAUUGAGCAGCAGAAGCCCAACUGGAUUGAAUGCCAGUUGUUGAAAGCAAGGAAACUGGGCACUGAAUGUGCAUUUAUGACAAUGGAGAAAAGUGAGGCCUCACAAGAAGGAGAUAUUGCUCUUGAACUGACUGAGCAGAAAAUAAACACGAUGGUCCUGGAUCUCUGCCACAAACCAGGUGGCAGUGAGUACCUGAGGCAAAUUUAUCACAUCAUGCAGCUCAAUGAGGAAUAUUUAAAAGAGCAGCUGUUUUCUAUGAAUAGUUCAGAGGAAAAGCCAUUACCCAUCCGACCUUUAAAGACAACCUUGAGGAGUGUGGAAGAUCAGCCUUCUGCCUUUAACCCUUUCCAUGUGUAUAAGGCGUUUAGUGAAAACAUGCUAGAUCAGUCAGCCAUCACAAAAUGGAACUGGAAUUGGACAAACUUGCUGCCAAAUUAUCUGGGACUGGAUAAGAUGACCUUCAGUGUGCUGCUCAAAAACAGAAACUUACCAUCUUAAAUAAGGGACCUCCAGAACUAUUUUUGGGAAGACUUUUAAACCUGGACAACUCCCUAAUGUUAUGAAGACUGACGGUGCUUCUGAACUGUAACAAGGAGAUUUUACAUAAGACUGUUCUUACUGGAACCUGUUUUAUGUAAGAACAUACUUAAAAAGCUAAUUUCUUUUCUCCUUUUUGCACUGCAAUCCACAAAGUGUGACUAAUAAUAGAUUUAAAUUUGCUAAGUGCAUUCACUCCUUUGUGCCAUCAUAAAGAGAAUCUAUUACUGUAAAAUUGAGGCUUAGUUCCAAAUUGCACCAUUAUGAAGUUUUCUUCCAGCAAUGUUUUGUCUCUAAUACACUUCCCUCAUUGUAAUUCUAUUGCAAACCUGAUGUCUAGCAUCAAGUCUCACAAUAAUUAUUUUAAAUUGCUACUAGGAACAGUAGUCCUGGUGGGAUAUAUUACUACCAUUCUAACAAGAUGAAUUUCAAUGCACUUGUAACCAUAUUAUAGUAUAUUAUGAAAGAAAGAAAAUCUUUGAGUUUUAUAUCUAUGGACAUGCAUGUAUCAAAAAAAAUAAUUCUUAUAAACUUCAAAAUACUUUAUAUUUAACUUCUACUUAAACUAAUUAUAAGUCACAAGGACAAAUUAGGAUAUCCAGCCACAUGGCCCAUUAAUAGCAUGCUGAGUGACUUGAAAUGAAUAAACAAUUAUAAAUAUAAAAAUAUUAGCAAUGCUACUGCUUUGAAUAAUUACACAUAGUAAUAUAUUUAUAUGAUAGAUUUUAAAGAUAAUAUAAAUUAUAUUACCACAGGAGAAAGGCACCAGAAAACUAUUCAAAAUGAAGCUGACAUAAAACUUUAUUCUUAAUUUAGUCUUUCCUAAGGCUUCAGGUCAUAUAAAUAAAUGAACUACCCCAAAAAGAAUGUUGAAAAAUAAUUUAUUGUAUAAUAGAAACUACAAAAAAGUCAUUCUCAGGAGUCUAAAACAUUGAGCCUCCAGUUGCUAAUAGACUAAAGAGGAAAAUCCUGCUAGGAAUCAACAUGGAGAGAACAGGAAAGCAUGUUAAGCCUCCCUGAAACCUAGGCAAUUUGUUUAACAGUAGUGUUACACAAUAAACUGUGUGUUUCAUGAGUUGUUUUAUAUUCUUACUGAGGGCAUUCUAAGAUUCACCUUACUAAUAAGUUGCCUACAGGCUUACAAACAAACUGGGAAGAUGAUCACUUUUCAAUUCACUGAAAGUGUGAAUCUUGAAUUUGGUGCGUAACAAAAUUACUCUAAAGAAAUAGUAGAGCCAAGCUUCCCUAUUACAGAUAAAAUGAUUAUAAAAUGAUGAUCUCAGAUCAAAAGCUAUUUCAGUCUUAAUAAUUAAAUAAGUUGGCACACAGAAUUUAGAAGAAACAAGUAUGAGUUCCAUAUCUGCAGGAAUUCUCUUAAAAAUGUUCAUAUAACACUCCAAAUGAAAAAUCUCUUAACUACCUAGCAAAAUUGAAAGUCACUCCCUGGAGUGGACCAAGUGAAGAAAAGUUAAUCUGCAUGCUUUAUAAAAAGGGGCAGUUGAAUUUACAUGAACAAUUCAGCAUUUUACCUUCAAUAAUAAUUGAAUGAACUAUAUUACAUAUCAACCAGCAUAGGGCUACCAACUGAGUCAUGAGCGAUUACCCCAAAAUGGCAGAGCAACCUUCUAUUUAUAAUAAAGUGGCUCAUUUUUAUGCAAUAACAUCCAUUCUGUAGCAUUUAUAGCACAUAGAACAAUCUGGAAUUAUAUUAUCCUGUUUAAUCAUUACCCUUCAGAAACUGAGAAAGUUGUUUUUUUUUUACCAUUAGGUCAUCUCUAAAACUUUUGGUAUUGCUUUGUAGCUUAGUUGCAAUCACUUCUCAGUGAUCUGGACCUGAAAUCAUAUACUUUUGUUUCAAAACAUCAGUAUUUGUUAGCAUAAAGAGUUAUUUAUUUUGUGUGUCACUAAAAUAAAUUGCAUUUACUUCUAUAUUUAUAGUUACUCCUUUAUAUAUGUGUAUAUUAUUUUAAGUAUAGUAUUGAUGUUGCUGGGGAAAAAAUAGAACCCAAGGCAAAAAUAACCUUUGUUAACAAUGUUUUUGGACAUAGAUCUAUUCUCCAAGUGGCCAGAGGUAAUUGUAUUAUUCCAUUGGCAAAUGCCUCCAUAGAACUAAGUAUAAGAUUUCACCUCCCACUUUCAGGAUAGGGGAAAAUAAGUCUAAGUUAAUAGAAAAAUGAUUAGAAACAGGUGUCUUAGCUCUCAGUUUUGUUAAAAAAACAAAACAAAACUAUCCUAAACCUUUUAUAAAAUUCCACCAGUACCCUUCUCUUUCCUCUUUUGAAUUAAAAGCUUUUUGUGACAUCCAAAUAGAAACAAUUGUCCAGAAGAGCAUAUUAAAUUGAUGUUUUCCCAAGAGCGUGACUGAAAAAAUAUGCCGACCCUGUGUUAUCAAUGUCUUUUGAAAUUACUACUGAUUUUUAGAGGACAAUAAAGAAAGCUGUAUUCCUUUUAACAUCAUACAUAUGCUCCAUACAUAUUUCUUUUUAUAUUUAAAAAACCCACAUUUGUUUGUAUUUAUGUAGAUUCCUUAAAUUUCUUGACAAGAAAAUUUUGAACUAAUUUUCUAAAUGCUAUGUUGUAUACUCACCAGCAAUUCAUUUCAUGAUUGUAAUUGUAUUCUCCCAGUCUUUAGGUAAAAUUAAUUGAUGAAAAAACUUACUUAUAUAAUACUGUAUAUUGAAGAUCUUCAGAAGAGAACCACAUACCAACUAGCCAAAAGCCAAAAAUCUUAAGAGACUGAGAAUACCACAUCCUUUCAGAUUUCCUAACCUUGUAUGAUUGUAAGUCACUUUAGUCUCUUGUUACACUACAGACUCUCAGGGCCAUUCUCUAGCAAUUCUGUUUGUAUAGACCUGGGAUAUGUAAGUAUCUAUAAUCUAAAAAAUCAUCUUAGAUGUGUUGAGAAACACUUGACUAACCUCAAAUCCAAUUUUUUUUUGCAUUUAAGAAAUUUAAGGCAAUUGGGAGUAAAAUAAAACACAUUUCUAUGAUUUUUGGCAAGACUAACUUGCUUUUGAGAACUAAGUAAGAUGACGGCACGAAUCUAAACAGAACUCAAUUCUCUAACAUCUGAUUACCAGUGUAUGUGUCUGUAUGUGUGUUUGGAGUAUUUUCGUUCAAAUAGGCUUUCCUUUUUAAAAUAUAUGUUAAGCAUUGUCUGUGUCUGAAGUGAUGUGUUUGAUUGACAGUGAAUACAAGUAAUUAUUUGACAUGUCCUGGAAGCAUGGAAUGAAGAGAUCAUAAACAUAGAAAGGACCCCAAGAGUUCUAGUCUAGCAAACUACUUCCUAGAAAGAACUACAUCUAAAGUCUCUUAUAGAGAGGAUUUAUUUUUAUCUUAAAUAUCUCAAUAGAAGGUAUUCUUUAACUGCCCCUGUCUAUCUCCCCCACUACUACAUAUAGAAAUAUUAUAAUUGGUAUAAAUUUUUUAGUUGUCACAUGUGUCCCUUUUUUCUUUUUAGAAAGAAAAUACAGCAUUUUUCAUUUAUUUGAGAAUUCCACAAAUUUAUAAAACAAUUAAAUUGAACGAGAUAGGUAGGUAGGUAGACAGAUCUUUGUCACCAAGAGAUGAAUGUUAACUUCUUACAAGUGAACACAAGAUAAAAAUUUAGAGCCGUGGUUCUUACCUCUUUUUUGAAACAGGAACUCCUUUGAAGUUCUAAGAAGAUCUCUGCCUAGAAACAUGUAACAUAUGUAUCUACCUCCAGAAUUUGCCCA
Sapajus apella (tufted capuchin) is the source of this 8121-nucleotide messenger RNA. RefSeq names its product KIAA0825 ortholog. The record is from RefSeq and is a predicted model, not a curated record. Bases 599 to 4366 code for a protein of 1255 amino acids. NCBI's taxonomy places the organism in Eukaryota, Metazoa, Chordata, Mammalia, Primates, Cebidae. The transcript has 19 exons.